Alligator mississippiensis (American alligator) is the source of this 1504-nucleotide messenger RNA. Its product is annotated as DLA class II histocompatibility antigen, DR-1 beta chain-like. NCBI's taxonomy places the organism in Eukaryota, Metazoa, Chordata, Crocodylia, Alligatoridae. The coding region runs from base 255 to 854 and encodes 199 amino acids. The record is from RefSeq and is a predicted model, not a curated record. Gene Ontology annotation, cellular component: membrane; MHC class II protein complex. The transcript is spliced from 5 exons. Gene Ontology annotation, biological process: positive regulation of T cell activation; immunoglobulin production involved in immunoglobulin-mediated immune response; peptide antigen assembly with MHC class II protein complex. Gene Ontology annotation, molecular function: MHC class II protein complex binding.
AGAGAGAUGGUCGACAUCAUAUACUUUGACUUCCAAAAGGCCUUUGAUCUGAUAUCCCAUGGUGUUCUCAUGGGAAAAUUGGAGGAUUGUGGGCUUAACUGCUGGUUAGGUGAGUAGGAAACUGGCUGCGAGGCUGGACCCAGAGAGUUUUUCUGAAUGGAUCUGUGGCGUCCUGGCGAGAAGUGGUCAGUGGUGUCCCUCAGGCGUCGGUGCUCAGUCCAGUGCUUUUCAACAUCUUUAUCAAUGACUGGAAUAUGGGGUGGCAGCAGGACGUUAACUUCAACAGCGACACGGAGCUGGGGGAGCCUAUCGCCAAGUCCUGGAACAGCCUGAAGGGGGAGCUGGAGCUCAGAAGGGGCGAAGUGGACAGGUUCUGCCGACACAACUACGGGGUGUUGGAGAACUUUAUCAACACGCACAAAGUGAAGCCCAAGGUGAAAGUCUCCCCAACAAAAUCAGGGGCCCAGGCCCACCCAGACACACUGAUUUGCUCCGUGACGGGGUUUUUGCCCGGCAGGAUCAAGGUGAAAUGGUUGAAGAAUGGGCAGGAGCAGACGGCCGGAGUGGUGUCCACGGAGCUGAUGCAGAACGGAGACUGGACCUUCCAGAUCCUGGUGAUGCUGGAAAUGACCCCCCGGAGCGGGGACGCCUACACCUGCCAGGUGGAGCACAGCAGCCUGCCGGACCCUGUCACUGUGCUCUGGGAGGCGCAGUCAGACUCAGCCAGGAGCAAGAUGCUGACGGGGGUCGGGGGCUUUGUGCUGGGACUAAUCUUCCUGGCACUGGGUCUCCUCGUCUACCUGAGGAACAAGAAAGGCCGCCCCGUUCCCCAGCCAACAGGGCUCCUCAGUUAGAUCCUGCAGCUUCGGGGCCUGCAUUUCCCAGCGUGAUUCUCCAGCCCCGUCUCCUGGCACCUGUCCCUGUGUCUGGAGCUCUUCUCACUUUCCCUCCAUCCUCACCUGGAUCCCUGGGGUUGACUCCUCAGAGUUAACCCUUUAUCUGCCUACGCCUGCACCACAUCUGCACUCAGAAAUGCUACUGCUUUUGGGGGGACCUUCAUGGGACUCUGAUCUGAGACACGGGGAGCUGUAACAAGGCCAUUUCCAGCAGUUGUCACAGCCCUCUGGAAUGAGACUCCCGUGGGCCCCAACUUAAGCUAAUAUGCCCCAGGAAGGACCAGUAUCACCCUCAGCCUGAGCAGUGGAAGCGUGUUAUUAGGAAAGGACAGGAUGGAGGAGCCCAGUGAUACCCAGGGAACACGUGCUCUACCCUUGGGCCAGGGUGGUUCUGGGGGGUCUCUGAGCUUGUAGGUAGGAGUGGCCUGGGGUCCCAGUGUGUCCUUUGGGGCUGUUGGAUAGAAGCAGGUGGGGGUUGGAUCAGGUGCAUUGAAACAUGGGCUGGAGCUUGUGCUAUUGUAAUUGCUCCUGCUACUGCUCUGGAUCACUCCUUUGGGAUUGGGAAAGAGCAACUUUCUGCCUUUCUGUGGAAUGACAGUGUUUCUGAC